Lynx canadensis (Canada lynx) is the source of this 2189-nucleotide messenger RNA. RefSeq names its product endogenous retrovirus group K member 6 Env polyprotein-like. Lineage: Eukaryota; Metazoa; Chordata; Mammalia; Carnivora; Felidae. The transcript has 3 exons. The record is from RefSeq and is a predicted model, not a curated record. Bases 243 to 1004 code for a protein of 253 amino acids.
ACCCUGACCUCGGUGAUUGUCGCGCCGGUCGCGACAAGUGGCGCCCGAACAGGGACCUGAGACAACAAGGAGGAAAGUGAAAGCGGACCGCACGGCGUCUAAUUCAGAGGAAGAUCCCGAGCUGUUCAGCUCUUUGGACACGAUCCAGAAUUUAUUGCUUGUGCCUUUCUGACACAGAAGCUGGUGGACGCUGCUUUUGCCCAGUCCAUCGAAUGGCAACUUGCCUUGGCUAAUUUUACAGGAUGAGGAAGCACCACGCUGGGUCCCGCUUCGGCUCCUCAGAGACAUUAUGGUUGCGCCGAAAAAUGGCCAAAUUGACAGUGACGGAGCUCCCCCAGAAACGGCAACGGUGGAGUCAUAAGGCGGGUACACCCACCUGGGGACAGAUAAAGAACCUGCUGACCCAAGCCACUGAUGUAGUGAUAGCCUCAGGUAGAGAGGUAACAGCCAGACAUGUCUUCUUGGCAUGCCUGUGCAUUCUAACUACAACCGGGGAGUCUGCUUUCUAUUGGGCAUACAUGGUAGGUCCUCCUACAGUACAACCUGUAACAUGGAGAGACCCCACACCCAAAGUAUACACCAAUCUCACCUUUAUGGGAGGGGAAGAUGCAGGGUUUUUGCCCACUGUGUCGGCCUCUAUAAAUUGGACGGCACUCUCUGCAGGAGUACCCAUCUGCCUGCAAAGGGAGUCUACGCCGUACAAACUUGCUUAUGGGUGUUUGGGUACGAAACCAGUAGGGCGGUCUAUUACUUAUACUAUGUGGCAAAAUGACAAGCGUCUUUCUGAACGGGUACCCCGCUCCGUUGCCGCUUAUUGGCAAAAGAGAGAAUUAUUAGGAGAAUGGAUGUUUUUUGGACCGCGUGAUCCUCCUCAGAAUCUUCCUAUAUGUCCCUCAGCUGGUCAAGGCCUUACUGGGGACUCACCUUGGGGUAUAUGUGCCCAGUCCUCUUCUUUGAGGAUGACUCCUAAAGACAUAAACUAUACCAUUACAGAUUAUUCCUGAAAGGCCCGGCUAGCUCAGUCGGUAGACCAUGAGACUCUUGAUUCCAGGGUCGUGGAUCCACCUCCUAGCGAGGUACAGGUACACCAUAAGAUUAUCCCACAAACAAUUUUGCAAUCCCCUGAAGGAAGAAUUCAUUCUGAUCUUUGGAAAUUAUAUGCUACCUUUGAUAAAAUAUAUACUAAUGACAGCUUUAGUUUUCCAGAAUAUUAUGUUUCUCCAGUUCUGCAAUUGUGUGCCUGUGUUCCUCCACCCUACUAUCUGAUUGUUGGAGAUGGGACCAUUACUCCAGUGAAAGAAGAUGGUCAUCAGUUAUACCGGCUGACGUGUCCUGCUUGUGUUUUGACCAAAUGUCUACCAGUAGAUGGACCCUCUAGAAGUGGAAUGAAGGUUUAUCUGGUCUUACAACCUCCCUAUUGGAUGUGGCCAGUAAAUGUUACAGGACCUUGGUAUCCUAAUUAUGGGAUGCAAUUGGCUUUAGAAAUCAGUAAACAUCUGCGCAGGACCAAACGGUUUCUUGGACUCUUAAUUGCUGGACUCAUGGCAGCAGUGACUGUAAUUGCCUCUGCAACUGUAUCUGUAAUAUCCUUACAUGAAAGUGCCCAAACGGCAUCCCAUGUAAAUGAAUUGGCUCAUAAUGUAUCCAAGGUGUUUGCCACUCAAGAACGAAUAGACCUUAAAUUGGAAGCCCAAUUGGAGGCACUACAAGAAGCACUGAUGUAUCUUCGUGAUCAGUUUGCUGUUUUGUGUACCAGACUUUCUUUAAUUUGUCACGAUGCAUAUAAGCAUAUCUGUGUUACCCCUUAAGAGUAUACCAAUGUGACAUGGGGACAAGUGCGUUGUCAUUUACAAGGGGUUUGGCAUGAUGCUAAUACUAGCUUAGACCUCUUACAGCUACAAGAAGAGAUAAAUGCUGUUGCAAGUAGCUCACUCAGUUUCCCUAACCCUGGAGAUCUCGCUGAAACCAUACUGCACCAACUUAAUGGGUUUAAUCCAUUUAAUAUUCUUCAGCAUUCCUUUUGGAUCUUUAUUGGAAUUGUUUCCGUAAUAUCUGUUAUACUUGUCUUGCUGUGUUAUUUCUGGAGAUGGGGUCUUACUGCCUUUACCACACACCAGGCCAGGAUGCACAUGUUGCAAUUACAAACAAUAGGGGGACAUGUGGGGGGCCGGGCCCCGGUGCCAGGCUGA